AUGACUAGGACAUCUCGCGCACGUAAGACUGCUCGAAAGCAAAAGACUGCCGUCGACAAGGCUCGAAAGCAAAAGGCUGCCGACUACAAGGCUUGGGCUCUAAAACAGAAGGUUGCCACCCAGCAGGCUGCCACCCGUCUGAACGGCCGCAAGCGCAUCGCAGCCAUGUCGGUCGUUCCUCCCUGGCAUCAGGGCACGCACUUCUUUGAGCUUCCGCAAGAGGUCCAGAACAUGAUCUUUGGUUUCGCAUAUCCACCUGAGCAGAAGAGCUGGCACACAAACCGACUAUCGUGGGGCUUCCUACAGCGUGGGCCGUCACUUCCCAACAUUAACGAAGCUUUCGGGGCCGUACAUCACAGCAUCAACCCCUUGUUGGUCUGCAAGGCUUGGUUCGAGUCUGCUGCUGAAGUCUGGGUCCAGAGCCACGGUCUGCUCAAAUUGAGGCUUUUGACACGCUUUCUCGCCAAAGGCCACCCGGAGUGUUGGACAGGCAUCACGUGUCACGGAGCACCCUUCCUCACGAAGCUCGUCUGGUCCGUCCGUCCGAAAGAUCUCAGAACUCUGAGCGAAGUUCGCGCAUGGGAGAAGCUCUUGGCCGAAGACGAACUGUCAAUUACCGAGCUCUACGAAAUCUUGCUUCGGAGUACGGAAUUCGACAGCGUAGAGCUUUCAAUCCCUCCUGGCCUAUUUCGAUACUGCCGUGACCGUGAGGAUCGAAUGAUGAUAUUACGAUCCAACGUCAAGAGCCUGGAGUCACUGCUGGCGUCGAGAAUACAAGCACACAAGCCAUUCGAGGAGCAUGAGAUCCCAGAAGACCCCUACCAGAUUGGUACCUUUCUGGUACAGAACAAAUAG
Messenger RNA from Fulvia fulva, 855 nucleotides. RefSeq lists its product as uncharacterized. Lineage: Eukaryota; Fungi; Ascomycota; Dothideomycetes; Mycosphaerellales; Mycosphaerellaceae. Bases 1 to 855 code for a protein of 284 amino acids. The transcript has 3 exons. The record is from RefSeq and is a predicted model, not a curated record.